Trichosporon asahii var. asahii CBS 2479 is the source of this 723-nucleotide messenger RNA. RefSeq lists its product as uncharacterized. The transcript is spliced from 3 exons. The coding region runs from base 1 to 723 and encodes 240 amino acids. The record is from RefSeq and is a predicted model, not a curated record. Lineage: Eukaryota; Fungi; Basidiomycota; Tremellomycetes; Trichosporonales; Trichosporonaceae. Gene Ontology annotation, molecular function: oxidoreductase activity.
AUGUCACAAGACAAGCGCUGCCUCAAGAUCGACGUUACGUCGGACAUUCUGUGCCCCUUCUGCCUGCUCGGCAUGAAGCAGCUCGAGCUCGCGAUCGACAAGUACAGGCAGAAGGACCCGACGCUCUGCAUCGAGAUCCACAUGCACCCGUUCCAGCUGAACGGGCUCAUCACCGAGACGCCGAUCAAGCGACAAGACUUUGGCGAGCGCAAGUUCGGCAAGGCGCGGUGGGACGCCAUCAACGCCUCGCUCGUGGACAAGUUUAAGUCUGUCGGCAUCGACUUCCAGACCGACAGCUACAUGAGCAGCUCGCACCUGGCCCACCGCCUCGCGGCGCUGUGCGCGGACAAGAAGCCCGAGGAGGAGGUCUCCCUCGCGAUGGACUUUUACGACAUGCAUCACGUCCAGGGCAUCCACUGCAGCGACAAGGAGGCCCUCGCGCGUAUCGCCGUCAAGCACGGCCUGUUCAACACGGAGCAGGAGGCGGUCAACUGGCUCAACAGCUCCGAGUACGACCUCCAGGUCAAGAAGUGUUACCAGAAGGCGCAGCAGAAUGGCAUCACUGGUGUGCCCUUCUUUGUCUUCCAGGACAAGUAUGCGGCAUCGGGCGCUAUGGGCGUGGACGAGUUUGUCCAGAAGGUAUUCGAUCCGUCCGCGCCAACAGGUCCCACGAGAGUGGCUCUCGCCGGCCCUCCACAGCUGCCCCAAGUUGCGCCAAGCUGA